Messenger RNA from Myzus persicae (green peach aphid), 1071 nucleotides. RefSeq lists its product as uncharacterized. Lineage: Eukaryota; Metazoa; Arthropoda; Insecta; Hemiptera; Aphididae. The coding region runs from base 328 to 720 and encodes 130 amino acids. The transcript is spliced from 2 exons. The record is from RefSeq and is a predicted model, not a curated record.
AGACCGGGGACAAAAGUAACACGGGACGAAAGUAACAUACUCAAUUUCUUAUUCCAUGAUAAUUAUUUAAAACCAGUAUGUAGUGUAUCAUUUGCACCAUUAUACGGGGCAUAUUUGCACAUAUUUGUAUUGUCGUAGUCCCAUUCUUCUUAUCACAAAAAGAACAAAAACUGAUAUCGCCAUACAAAAGUGAUAAUAAAAUUGUUAACAGUUUCUUUUUUUUAAAAUUCAAUUUUAAUACUAGAAGAACACUUAAUACAUUUACAUCUGCCAAAAGUUGUCCUUUUUCUUUUGCAAGUGUCAGAAACGUUGAAUCAGCUUACAGACAUGCCACGUACACGUAAAAGAAUGACCCAGAGAGGAACAAUUGCAGACAGUGAAAUGAGAAAAGCAGUAGACAUUUGUUUACAAGAAAAUCAGUCUAUACGGUCAGUAGCUGCAAGCUUAAAUAUUUGCCAUGUCAGUCUAAGUAGAUAUAUAAAAAAAUUGAAACUUUAUCAAAAUAAAAGUGGUCCUAAACCAGAGUUUGGAUAUCGAGCACAUAAUAAAGUGUUCAACAAAUUUCAAGAAAAUCAACUUGCUGAUUAUAUUAAAAACUCAGCAGACAUGUAUUUUGGGCUAUCUCCUAUAGCUAUUAGAAAAUUAGCUUUUGAUUUUUCUCUGAAACUAAAUUUAAAAGUACCAAAAACUUGGACUGAUAAAAAUAAUAUUUUGUAUUAAUUUAAAAUGGUUAGUGCCUUAAUUGAAAGUUCUGGCUCAUGAAAGUUGGUUAAUAUAAUUUGAUUUUAAAUAUAUUGUUUUGUUAAUUUUCUUACAAAUUUUUACUGUCGAGACUGACUACCUAUUAUAUAUAAUUAUUUUUGUUGUUUAUGAAUAAUAUUUUGUAUUAAUUUACAAUGGAUACAGUGUCUUAAUUGAAAGUUCUAGCACAUGAAAGUUGGUUACUAUAAUUUUAUUUUAAAUAUAUUGUUUUGUUGACUUUUCUUAUAAGUUCUUACCGUCAAGACUGAAUAUUAGGUACAUUAUAUAUAUUUUUUGUUUAUGAAUAUUUUAUAUUGAUAUACAUUACUU